UCUGCGCUGCCGGAAGCGGAAGUGUGUGUGUAUUCCGUAAACGUAACGUUUCGCUAGCUUAGCUUCACGAAGCGCUACACGAAUACUGCAGCUAACUGUCGCUUAAUUUUUGCAAACCUCUGCGGUGCAAGAGUUUCAGCCGGCAAAAUGUUUAACAGGAUGACAAGUUUAUGGAUGGGUGAUUUAGACCCAUACAUGGAUGAAAACUUCAUUAAGCAAGCUUUCAGCAAUAUGGGAGAGACUGCCCACGGUGUCAAAAUAAUUACACAUCGACUUACCGGAGGCUUGGCUGGAUACUGUUUUGUAGAGCUAGCAGAUGAGGCCAGUGUUGACCGUUGUGUGCAGAGGCUUAAUGGGAAGCUGGUUCCAGGAUCGAAUCCGCCCAGGAAAUUCAAGCUAAACUUUGCAACAUAUGGGAAAAGGCCAGAGCCUGGCCCAGAAUUUUCAGUCUUUGUUGGAGAUCUCACAUCAGAUGUGGAUGACUACCAGCUUCAACAGUUCUUUCUGAAAAAAUUCCCUUCAUGCAAAGGAGCCAAAGUUGUCACCGAUCCCCUUGGGAACUCCAGGGGUUAUGGCUUCGUGAAGUUUAGCGACGAGAAUGAACAGAAGAAAGCCCUCGAGGAGUUUCAGAACGCAUCAGGUCUGGGAGGAAAACCCAUCAGGAUAAGCAUUGCUGUCAACAAAGGCAAUAAAACAAGCAGUUACCACAACCAGAAUAACAGCUACAACAGCAACUAUCAACAGCAGUACUAUCAACAGCCUUACAACAAUUACUAUCCACAGUGGGGUUAUGAUCAGUACAGCGGUUAUAACUACGGCUACAACCCAUAUGCAACCCCCCCUCCAGUUCCACACGGGAUGAUGGGACCACCCCCACCCAUGGGGAUGCCCCCCGUGCCCCUUGACAUGCAGGGAUCCACAGAGCAGUCACAUGAUGGCACAGAGGAUGUUGAGGAGGACCCUGUUGAAGACCCAAACCCACCGGUGGAUGUGGAGGCAUUAAAUAAGCAAUUCAUGGAGCGCAGUGAGGAGCUCUACGAUUCGCUCAUGGAUUGCCACUGGCAGCCAUUGGACAGUGUCACAUCUGAGAUACCGAUGAUGAAUGGUUCCUGACUGUCUGAUUCCACCACAGUCCUGGAUUGUUAUACUUUGUGAAGGAACAUGCCUUUUUAUAUUGCUCUUGUUCAAAUUUUUCAGAGAACGUUUUUCUCCUUUUCAGACUUUUAUUUGGAGCUUCAUUCGUGCAGGCAAGCAGUUUUCUUUGUGUGUGUCCAAUCCAUCAUCUUUUUUUCUUUUUUCAAAGUUCUGGUUCUGUUGUACAGGUUUUUUUUUUUUUUUUUAAAGAUGUAUGAAAAGAAUCUUUUUCAAUAUUAUUGUCAAUUUUAACCAGGAACUAUUCCUACUCUUGCCUUAUUAAACUUUUUCAUUAGAAAUUUGAAGCAUGCUUUUUUUGUGGUCUUGUGUGGUCCAAAUAAGCAAAUUUUUUGUCUGUUGUAAGGCCACUGAUGAUUUUUCAUUUGUAAAAGCUUUGUUCUAAAGAUGGUUCAUGUUUAGAGAUUUUUGCAAAAUGGGACGGAAUUGCAUAAAUAUUUAUACCACACUGACCCAGAAUUAAUUUUCUGUCCUUAAAUUACACAUGCGUUUGGGCAUCAAUGAAUCUUAAGUUUCUUAUUUAAGGCUGAGCUCUCUAGAAAUUCUGUGACUAUUUUUGAAAUAAAAAAACAAAUUGAGAUUGUCAAGGAAGAAUCUAAUAAAUCAAUAUGUCUCA
Messenger RNA from Carassius gibelio (silver crucian carp), 1768 nucleotides. RefSeq names its product tRNA selenocysteine 1-associated protein 1-like. Bases 148 to 1113 code for a protein of 321 amino acids. Lineage: Eukaryota; Metazoa; Chordata; Actinopteri; Cypriniformes; Cyprinidae. The record is from RefSeq and is a predicted model, not a curated record. The transcript has 9 exons. Gene Ontology annotation, molecular function: RNA binding.